Hippocampus comes (tiger tail seahorse) is the source of this 3925-nucleotide messenger RNA. It is a transcript of the gene ift57, whose product is annotated as intraflagellar transport 57 homolog (Chlamydomonas). The coding region runs from base 175 to 3618 and encodes 1147 amino acids. Gene Ontology annotation, cellular component: intraciliary transport particle B; cilium; Golgi apparatus. Gene Ontology annotation, biological process: non-motile cilium assembly; intraciliary transport. The record is from RefSeq and is a predicted model, not a curated record. Lineage: Eukaryota; Metazoa; Chordata; Actinopteri; Syngnathiformes; Syngnathidae. The transcript has 4 exons.
GCCCCAUGACGUCUUCACAACUCUUGUGGCGACGCAAAAGGGCAGCAAUUUUUUUUUUGCUAACACUCCGGAGGGAACAGCCCAAGUGUCCGCGUUUCUGGACUUUUCCUGCCUCAACUUUUCGCUCUUUGAAGGACAUAAAGAGAAACAGUAGACGAGGAGCCUUUCUCAAGGAUGUUCUCUUCAUUCGGCUCAGCUGAGGACACGAUGCAGACUUGUGUAAAUAUGGGCGCCCCCUCAUGGGAGGCCUCAGCACACACAAUGUGGAACCAUCCCAGCGCAAAGAACCUAUACCAAUACCAGAAAAAUGGUGGUGCCGUUUGGCCGACGGCAGUUCCUGGUCAAGACGGCAGAUACUACCAGAAUGUGUCGCGUGUCCCUCAGACCACCUUCUCCGCUGUUCCACAAGGUGGAAACUAUGGACAUCAGCUUGUCUCCUCAAGAGUUUUUAAUGACAAAAUAGGCCAGAAAUCGUCGAUGUGGAGCACAGGAGGCAUUGCCCAGAGAGAAACUGUGCCCUUCCAGAACCCAACCUCUCCAUCGUGGAGCCCAUCAGGAGUGGUCUAUGGCCAUGGUGUUGUACCUGAGCACCAAAUGCAUUGGAGUAGAUUUUACCAGAAGCCGCCACCACCACAUCCACAGAAACGGAUCACAAUAAGUGGGCAGAGUUUUCCUGGCGUCAACAAAAAUCAGACACCUUGGCAACAGCCAGACACCAGGUCCGUAUUCCAGAAAGCUUUGCCGUUUCACCCCAGAAACUUCGAUCAAGAGGAAACACGAUGUCAGAUUCUAAAACGUCUCACUCAAACAACAGACGCGGAAACACAGAUGCCAGAGAGGACGCCAGAUAGGGUGCCAGGGACUACACAAGUUAGGAUGCCAGAGAAGACGUCAACAAGGAAGCACGCACAACGCUCUCCGUAUUCAUCACUUCACACAGUACAGGGUCCUCAAUCACCUCGGACCGUCUGCGCCGCAAGUCCGGAAGCGUUGCAUGUUGCCGGAGAUCCGUUCCAACGAAGCAAGCCUGACAACGGAAGACACUCCCAGCACACGACACCAAUGGCAAAUAUUCCACAGCCACAAAAUCCUGACCCACUUGAACUCCUCACAACUGCCACCUCAUCACCGAGUUGCUCAGCUCUGCGAACGGUUGCCAACAUGCCACCUGUGUCAGAGGGAAGGCCAGGGCUUUUUAACCGGCUUCUGGAAACUGCACGUGAUCCCUCUGACCAGAGUUGCACUGGCCAGACGGACACGUGUGCAGAUAAUAUAGCGGGUCGGCCAGCAAGCCCUGUUCGGAACCAACAGGACCACAAAUUUCCACAACCUUUCCAGCCAGAAGAGGUUGAGAGCCGAGAAGAUAAUCAAAGCGAGAGGCCAAUCAGUGUUCAACUACAGUCUGUCCCAACACGGAAUUGGACUCAAGAAGACUUAGCGGUACUUGUCAAGGAAACCCAUCAAGCCCAGGCGAAGUCUCACGAGUCCUCAGUCUGGUUUGAUUCUAAAGAUAUACAAACCACAUUCUGGAAAGAUCCAAAAUUAUUUUUGGACAACCUCAGGUCAGGCUGGUACAAGAACGUCAUGGCAGAGUCGACUGAUUUCUGCAAUGAGCACUUGACUCUGAAGACUCCGGUGCUGUCAGAAGCCAAGUGCGACUUGAAACUCAGCGGCCUUCAGGUGUUGCAAGAUGGCGAAGUCUACUCUGAACCGGCAUACUCCUCAUUCUGGCGGAACAUCAACCAACAGCUUGAUGACAUUGAUAAGGAGUUUGGCUUGGCGGGUGACUUUCUCCAUCACUCACGUUUUCCGGCACCGCUUUCACCCUCUUCGCCCGGGACAGCUGAGGCUCCUUCACCAGAGGCCAAACCCACCUCCCCGGAAGAAGAGCAACGAGAACAGGAAAAAGGAAAUCAAAAACUGCAACUGGCUCAAGAGCCCGAGAUGGACUCUGCUGUAUCUGUGCCUCCCAGUGAAGAUCCAGAUGACGUCUACUCAUUCGUCAUUGAAGUUCUGCCCCAAGAGCAGGCCAAAGCCAUCUACGAGAGUUGGAAUCACGCCGAUGAAGCUCCUAUAAAGGGGGACCUGAAAGGCUCCACAAAGCCUGAAACAAGUGUCGACGAAGGUGACUCUGAACGAGGAAAGGAUCAGUCUAACAGCGAGUUGGAGUCUUUCUGUGAACAGUCGAAAGAUAACCUUUCUGGUUUCACUUUUUCCCCAAAACAAGAGAUGGUGCAGAAUGAUCUGGACGAUAUGGCAAAGGGAAUCACGUGGGAAGAUCUUGACUUCCUCCUUGGUGCGGAUGCUGGCGACGAGUCUGUGGAUUCCUAUCAUUCCCAGGAUGCUUCUCCACCAAGAGAACAAAAAAAGGAUCAAGAGAUGGAAAAUUAUGCCACACAAGAUUUCCAAGCGUCGGAAAAGGUUACCCGACAAGAAGACCAAGAGAUGGGAAAUGUCUGCCAAAAAGAUGGCGCCGAGUUGGUAAAGAUCAUCCAACAAAAUGACCACGAGAUGACAAAUGUCUGCCAACAAGAUGACAGAGAAUUGGCAAAGAUUGUCCAACAAAAUGACCACAAGAUGGCAAAUGUCUGCCACCAAGAUGGCGACGAGUUGGUAAAGAUCGUCCAACAAAAUGACCACGAGACGGCCAAUGUCUGCAAACAAGAUGGCGGCGAGUUGGUAAAGAUCGUCCAACAAAAUGACCGCGAGAUGGCAAAUGUCUGCCAACAAGAUGGCAGAGAAUUGGCAAAGGUCUCCCAACAAGAACAUGAGCAAGAGACAAAAAAGGUUCCCCAAAAAGAUGACAACCAAGAGAUAGCAAACGUUUCACAACAAAACCUUGUCCAAAAAAAGACAAAUGUCUGCCGGCCAGUCUUAGUUUCACCAUCCAAGGUUUCUUCUGAAAUGUGGCCAGUCCAGGGUCACCGUGGUCAUGUGGAAGUGAUCCCCACCAAACGAUACCAAGGCGAGAGGACGCUCUGCAUUGCCGACAAAUGUUUAGCCUCCGCAAAGAAAAAGCGCAAGAGAACCAAGCAGUCCAGCAUGAACAUUCCCUGCCGGAAGAAGCUGAUAACGAAACUUCAACGUAAAGAUGUCAGCAAACAUGGCAAAGAAACUCUGCCGGAAAACCACGAGACGCCUGUGGAGCUGGUACUCUUUGGCUCAGCCAGACGCAAACCUAAUUACACUCCAGCCCAUCACGCUCCAGAGGUUCUGAGCUUGUCUCCCAAAGGAACCACUUCGAUCAAACAGCGGAUCUACGAGGAGUGGUGUCUACCUCCCACCAGAAUUGACGGCAAAAGCAAUUACAAAUCUCAGAGGAAGUCUUACGCGGACCUGGCCAGAAAACAGCCCCCUUUGCCCAUCUUGACAUUCGGCAAAGACAAAUGCAGAAUGUCGCUGACGCUGAACAAAAGAAGGUCCAGGCUGGAAAGACCCAAGGAUGCCGGGGCACUCAAACAAGCUGAUGAUGCGAUGCUGAGGACCGCCACCAAGUGUCAUCUCGGCAAACGUCAUCGGGUGAGCGAAAGAACACCCUGGGACCACCAACUUCGCUUGGUUGCCAUGGGAACAUUCGCCGGAACAACAGCAGCCACCUGGGAGACGGGCUCAAAUUGAUGCAAUCCAGGCAGCAGUUGGGAUUCCACCCGUAAAGACAACAAAAUACAAGAAGUGCUGAUCGUCGUCCUGUUGAUGUUUACUGUGACAACUACAUUGUAAAGAAUAUUUGCGGAUGUUAGAAGGUUGUUCCCCCCCCACAUUGUGAAUGAAUGCCAUGUAUAUAUGUACAGAUGUACAGUUUUGUUUGUUUUUUUUUGUUUUACAUCAAUUUUGGAAUUUUUAUUUGUGAACUGCACUGGAGCUUGUGUUUCUCCUCCCAUUGGUCUGUGACGAUGCGUCCACUGUCAUGAGCUACCCAACAUGU